This is a messenger RNA of Carassius carassius (crucian carp), 1347 nucleotides long. Its product is annotated as serine/threonine-protein kinase pim-1-like. The record is from RefSeq and is a predicted model, not a curated record. Gene Ontology annotation, molecular function: ATP binding; protein serine/threonine kinase activity. Bases 1 to 1224 code for a protein of 407 amino acids. The transcript is spliced from 7 exons. Lineage: Eukaryota; Metazoa; Chordata; Actinopteri; Cypriniformes; Cyprinidae. Gene Ontology annotation, cellular component: cytoplasm. Gene Ontology annotation, biological process: protein autophosphorylation; regulation of mitotic cell cycle; negative regulation of apoptotic process.
AUGGGACAGCGAGUGACAAAAGUGAGUCCGAUUACGGUUGGCGAGGUGUACGAUCAACAUCCUAGUACACCCCCAAAACCCAGCACCAACACGGAGCUUCAACAUCCUCAUCCCCGCGAUGAGAGCCCUGUUGGUGGUGGAGGAGGAGGAGGAGGAGAGGAAGGAGGAGAGGAACAAGGAGGAGAGGGAGGAGGAGGAGAGGAAGGGGUAGGAGGAGGAGCAGGAGAGGAACGAGGGGAGGAAGGAGGAGGAGAGAGAGUGAAGGAGAAAAGAAAGAGAAAGAAGUGGUGGCGGAGGCUGCGCUCUUUCUUCAGAGCUGGCAAAAAACCCCCAGAGAGCAGCUCAGGUCAGAGAGAGCAGGAGAAGCAGCAGGAUCAGGGACAGAAGAGGAAGGUGGCAUGGGCAGGAAGAAGUAGUGAUGACUACAUCUUCAGUCGCUACACCAUUGGUGAUCGGCUGGGGAAAGGUGGUUGUGGUGUGGUGUACGAAGGCAGACGUUUGAAUGAUGAUCUUAAAGUGGCUUUGAAAUAUGUCAUGAAGACCCAGCACACUGAAUGUAUAUUCAUUCCUGAUCAUCCGAAACCUCUUCCGAAAGAGAUCGCCCUCACCAUCCUGGCGAACAAAGGUCCCAGCGUGCCAGAAAUAAUCAGGCUGCUGGACUGGACGGACCACCCUGACCACUUCGUCAUGGUCCUCGAAUGUCCCUCUCCCUGUGAGAAUCUCGUGAAGUUCAUCAGGCGUCACGGUGGAAGACUAAACGAAGAAACAACACGGCAGAUCAUGUGGCAGACGGCUCACGCAGCAAACAUGUGCCACCUCCGUGGAGUGCUCCACCGUGACGUCAAACUUGACAACCUUUUGAUAAACAGGGAGACAUCCGUAGUCAAGCUGAUUGACUUCGGAUGCGGGGACAUUUUGAGGAGGACACCGUACAGGUCAUAUUCUGGCACAGCAAUGUACUCCCCUCCAGAGUACCACAGCAGGGGGAAGUACUACGGCGGGCCGGCGACGGUCUGGUCACUAGGGAUUGUGAUGUUCACAAUGUUGUGUGGACGCUUCCCUAAUGACUAUGACCUGUUCCUCCUGCAGUGCAAGCACUGGUCCAAACCCGGCCUGUCAAAAGAAUGUUGUGACCUCCUCAGGGCUCUCCUGCAUGAGAAGCCAAGCCGGAGACUAGGUCUGGGGCGAAUCAUGUCCCACAACUGGUUUAAGGUCAUCUCAUAAGACCACUCCAGCUGGCGUCUCUUGUGCAGCUUUGCGUCUUGCGGGCUGCAGCAGUAGAUGCUUCCAUCCCUCCUCUCGCCUUUGCGUCUUGCGGGGCGAGAAAGCCUUGUGUAGCGUCUUGCA